CCAUUGAUUCCAAAAGAGCAAAAACAGCCAAUAGGAGUUGGUGACCGUGCAGAAUGGGCAACGGCUGUUCGACCAAUUGCGUGUCGCGAAAAUCUAGCACCAAAUUUGUAUUUUUGGACACGAGCUACUAUCUCUACCGAGUUUGGUUCAGUUAACAAAGAUGAUGGACGCACUGUCAGUGGUGAGCCAGCUGCGGGACCUGGCUUCAGAACCGCAGAACCGAGAGGUGAUAGUCCAGGACCAAGGCUGUCUGCCCGGGCUGGUUCUCUUCCUCGACCACCGGGACUCCGAGGUUCUGCUCGCAACGCUGCAGACCUUGCGUUACUUGGCUGAGUUGCCUCCCAACAUUCCCACCAUGAAGAAUGAACUGGGUAUGAUGGUGAGCUUGGAGAAUCUCAUGGGACGGGAGGGCCUGUCUGUUGACAUUACAGCUUUGGCUCAGGAGGUGUAUGAUAUUCUGCGUACACCUGCUAAUCCUGUGCCCCGCACACCUGAGAGGGAGAGGAGAAAGAAAUCCCAGUUCUUUAUCAACUCGUCCAACAAGAAGGCCAAGUCUGUCACUCUGCACAUCCAGGGGCUGGACAGCACUGACCAGCGAGGUUUGUGUGAGGAGGCUCUUCUGAAGGUCAGAGGAGUGAUCAGCUUCACUUUCCAGAUGGCCUCCAAGAGGUGCACUGUCCGUAUCCGCUCUGACCUGCCCACUGAGAGUCUUGCAUCAGCCAUCGCUGCCACUAAGGUGCUGUCAGCUCAGCAGGUGGUGAAGAAUGAAGCAGGAGAAGAGGUUUUGAUUCCUCUGAAUCCAUCUGGAGUGAAGGUGCAGGAAAACUCAGUUCUACCAGACUACCUCCCGGAGGAAGAGGAGAGCCCAGAGAGGGAAGUGGACCGUGCCAUUUCCCGCACUACAGCUAAAGAGGAUUCCAGUGGGAGCUGGCUCAACGCUGCCGCCAGUUUCCUCACAAAAACCUUCUACUGGUGAAACCGGAGCGGUUUGAUUCCCUGAGACUCAGUGUCACAGAGUUGUGCUAAACAGUCUGCUCCCUACUGCUGCGUAUGUUACUGGAGUGGACAUUACUGGAUGUGAGCACACCACAGGACUACAUCCUGGUGUGUGCAUGGUCAGAACUUCAUUAACUUGCUAUCAAUUCCUGUGAGUAACUUCAAACAUCAGCAUACUCAAAAGCACUUCAGAUUUUAGUGUCAAGAUCUGUUCUACUUUGAACUGAAUGGAGACCUGCACACUUGAAAAACAUCCUUUUUUAAUGUAAAAUAAAUAUGCUGUUUUCUAUCCACUUUCUUCAUUAAGUGUAAAUAUUUUAAUCCAUAUCUGUUUCUCCUUGUGGUUUUUCCAAACUGUCCACAUUCUCCCUACAUGUAAAAUAUGCCACUUUUCUGUAAUAGUUGGAAACAUUCCUGUGUGUGUUCUGUUCGUUGGUAGUUGUAUUGAUGUAUGAUAAAAUAAAUGUACAAAAUGUUACUA
Molecule: messenger RNA, 1477 nt
Organism: Lates calcarifer (barramundi perch)
Lineage: Eukaryota; Metazoa; Chordata; Actinopteri; Centropomidae
Gene: armc1l
Product: armadillo repeat containing 1, like
Exons: 7
Coding region: 161-976 (271 amino acids)
Molecular function (GO): metal ion binding; protein binding
Source: RefSeq, a predicted model, not a curated record